Elaeis guineensis (African oil palm) is the source of this 2980-nucleotide messenger RNA. Lineage: Eukaryota; Viridiplantae; Streptophyta; Magnoliopsida; Arecales; Arecaceae. The record is from RefSeq and is a predicted model, not a curated record.
AAACUAAAAAGACUGGACUUCGAAUAUGGUAUGCGCGCCCAACCCUAGCCGAUGGUAAUGGAUUCCCGUUGCACGGCCCUUCGCUGGCAGAACGAAAAUCCAACCAAGGCACCGUGUAGUAUCCCUUCUGCUCCUGCUUCUCCUCCUCCUCCUCCUUCCACACGCUCCUCGCGCUAGUUUUAAUUUCUUCGGGAUUACGGAUUUACGGUUGCAUAUUAUAAAUGACGUCUACGUUUGAGUUAGGGAACCCCCCACAGCGGCAGCAGGCCGAUCACCAACUGCCUUCGGGCGGAAGCGCCGCUGCGUCGCCCGUCGCCGCUCCGCCGGCGUCCGGCAGGAAGUUCUCGUUGGAGGAGAUCUCCAAGUACUUCUCCCUCCCCAUUGCGGAGGCCGCGUCUAUCCUUGGUGUUUGUACACGUGUAUUGAAGAGGAUAUGCCGUGAGAAUGGUAUUGUAAGGUGGCCUUAUCGUAAGUUUCUUGCGGGUAAGACUGUUGAAGAUAUCAAAAAGGAUACUGAAAGAGAGAGAACUAAAGAUCUAACUGAGUUGCCAAAGAUGGCAAACCAGAGAACUGAUGUUUCAAGAGUGAUGCCUUCAUCCUCAACCUUUGGCAAUCAAGUUCAGAGCAGAACACUGAGUGGCACACAAGAAGCAUUGAAAUUGCAGCGAGGAGUUCCCAUGCCAGGACAUGUUUUACAAUCACAAGGAAAUAAGUUUUCACAUAAUAAUUGGCCCAAUAUGAUCCAAUAUAGAGGCAUUCCUACUUACAUGGAUGAAUUUAUAAAUGGAUUUCCAGCGAAUGGCUUGUCAUCUGUUUCUAUCAAAUGGUGGGGACGCAGCAGCAAGGAAGAUACUGAAAAGGCAUUGCCAGAAGAAACCAUAAAAGGGGAUAAUCAAGAAUCCUGUCAGUUGUCAAAUGAAAUUUCUAGGCAUAUGGUGAAAGAUGAUCACCCUGGCGGACCUGACCAUAGUACAGAGGACAGUGCCGCUAUAACUGAGCCAUCCUCUUCCUUGUGCUCACUGAGAAGAAAAGCUGUAGAAUGUGGCCGCAAAACAUUGAAGGGUGGAGUUUCUAAGGGCUACACAACUUACAAAUUGGGGAAGAGACAGAGGUUAGCAUUAUUCCAAGUAUUCAAAUCAUCAUUACCAGAUCAAUGGAUGAAUGCCCUUUCUUGAUCUAAGGACUGUCCCAUAAUUCAUUAUUCAUGAGUUCCAAAGGGUCUGCUGUAAAUGUUGCUGAAGACUGCAAUUGGUUACUUUUAGUGCCAUCUUCACACCUUUGUAUAAUUUUUUUUCCCCCUUUUUUGAGCAAAAUAACGAUAAUCCACCUGAUUUCUUGUGUGCCAUGUAUGUACCAAGACUUGGGGUUAAGAGAAAGUUUGUUGCCCUGUCUCCAACACUUCUGGCUUAUGCGUCCUACUCAAAGGCAAUGAGCAUAUCGGCUUCAUCUGUGGUGAGCAAGUAAUAUAAUUGCUUCGACUGCUUAGGCACCAGGGAGGUCAUACAAGAAUGACUACUUCAAUGGCCCUAGAGCUUACUCCGCAGAUCUUAUCGCAUAUCAUCUUACGACAAAGCACCAGAGAUCUCAUCUUGAUGCAUAUUUGAAGACACAGGCCCCAAAAUAGUUCCCCGAGGUUUCAUAUUAAUUGGCAAAUAACCUUACUUAAAUUACGUACAAAGACAUUUGAUUGGCAUGGUCUGCACUUGUAAAUUGAGAGAAUUUAUUAUGCAACAUAUACUGAUAUUUUCGUACUAAAUAGAUAUAUGCUAGAUAAUGAUAUAAUAAGGGUUCAUUUUUUUAAAAAUAUGAAGCUAGAUGAAUCAGGUGGAACAUGAGGGAGCCCAUUGCACUUAUCACGAGCUCGGCUUGACUACUCUGAGUCAGCCAUCAAAGAGUCAAGUGCAUUGGCCUGAUGAUGGGUGCCAACUUUAUUUUACUUGCCAUCUGAACGGUCAGGGGAUCCAUCAGAUUUAAGAUUUAUCAUGAAAAUCCACAUUCUCGAAAAGCAAAGUUUCAGAUGUCAACUUGCGUCCAGGAAGGCACGUGCCGUCUUUAAUCCAAUAUGACCAUGAUAAACUUUCUCUCGUGAAUAAAAAAUUGGGCAUUGUAAAGCAAAUGAAGGAGGGAGAAAAUGCCAGAAUGGAUUCAUUGUAUGUUUCUCUGAUAGCAAGAUAGCAAUCGCUUCCUUUUGAAUUCAUUGGUAACAAUUGAUGCAAAUGCAUGGCACUGCUGAUGUGCUAUCUUUAGUCCAUUGUUACAUGAAUAAGUAAAUGAAGAAAGGAGAAAGUUCCAGAAGAGAUGGCCACAAUGUGCAAUAUCUAGAUGAUUAUAUAUUUCUCUGAUAGCAAGAUGGUAACGACUUCCUUUUGAAUUUGCUAGAAAAAACUGAUCCAAAAUGCCCGGCACUGCUGCUGGACUUGUUUGGUCGAGCAACGCUGUUGUCUUCUUGGUUAGGCACUAGGCAUAAGCACAGCUACCAAAACCUGCAAGAGGUGAUGAGAAGACUUGAUUUUAUUCUGCUGGAAUUGGAUUUGAGUGGUAAGCAACAAAAUCUGCCAGAGAAAUCUGAUAUAGUUGGUCUGGAAAUUUACUUGGAUCGGUCAUUGUUAUGAUCCCCGAAUUCUUAAAGUAGCAAUUCCAGUAGUUCCUGCCCUUGGCUUGGUAGUAGAGGUUCAUGGCAACGGAAGCAUGGGACAUGAGGUUAUCUGGGUAGAAGCACGGGCGGCCCCUUUGCAGUAUACUGCAAUCCACCUGAGAGCAAGCAUAGUUGAUGUUGGCUAGAAGAGUAGCAUCAUCAGAUGAAGGCUUUGCGAUACACCAAGUUUUCUGGAAGAUAACAACAUUUCUUUCGGAACAGUUAGAUUCUUUUCACUUUCUGUAUCUUUUGUUCUGUUUAUGGUUAGAAUGCUUGGAUUACAAAAAAUAUUAGAGCAUGCGUAUUAGAAUUUAUAUGAUUAUUCUAUAGUCGAUUUUGGAAUUA